AAGAGCUCUCAGUAAAAUAAGUGCUCACUACUACCACUAAAAUAAGAACACCCACUCUUCCCCGUGACACACACACACACACACUGCCGCCUACAAUCCACACCUACUCCUCCCCCCAACGCACCAAACUCUCCUAUUUCUUAGGACUGCAGAAUGUUUCUCAAGGUGAAAUUGAACUGGAAUGUGGUAAUACCGGCUGAGAAUCUUGACAUCAAGGGAUUGAUGUUACAGAAAGCAAUAUUGAUUCGUCUGUUGGAUGAUUUCGCAGCCAAGAGAGCAACGAGAGAUUAUGGAUACCUUUUAGCUGUCACCACUUUGGACAAAAUUGGUGAAGGUAAAGUAAGAGAACACUCGGGCGAUGUGUUGUUCCCAGUCCACUUCACUUGCUUGAGCUUCAAGGUGUUUAGAGGAGAAGUUGUAGAAGGGGUUGUCCAUAAGAUCCUUAAACAUGGUGUGUUUUUGAGGUGUGGCCCCAUUGAGAAUCUUUACUUGUCGAACCAGAAGAUGACUGAUUAUCAUUAUCAGCAUGCUGAUAGUGCAUGCUUUCUGAAUAUAAAGACGGGAUCGAGGAUCGAGAAGGAUGCGACUUUGAGGUGUGUUAUUAUUGGUGUUAAAUACAUGGAGGCUCAGAAGGAGUUUCAGGCUGUGGUAGGGUUGGAGGGAGAUCAUUUGGGGCCAAUUUAGUGGUCAAGGUAAAUUGAUUUUCUACAGAAGAUUGUCAACUUAGAAUGCAUCUGACUUUUUAAUAAUUUGUAAUUCUACAAUGUGUUGAACCGUCGGAUAUGCUAAUUGUCAGUAGGAAUGUCUUUGAUUA
Molecule: messenger RNA, 814 nt
Organism: Erigeron canadensis
Lineage: Eukaryota; Viridiplantae; Streptophyta; Magnoliopsida; Asterales; Asteraceae
Product: DNA-directed RNA polymerase V subunit 7
Exons: 2
Coding region: 154-684 (176 amino acids)
Biological process (GO): DNA-templated transcription initiation; DNA-templated transcription
Molecular function (GO): single-stranded DNA binding; single-stranded RNA binding
Source: RefSeq, a predicted model, not a curated record